Rotaria sp. Silwood2 is the source of this 618-nucleotide messenger RNA. Lineage: Eukaryota; Metazoa; Rotifera; Eurotatoria; Philodinida; Philodinidae. The record is from the annotation of a GenBank genome assembly.
AUGGCAAAUAUAUCAUCACGACGUAUCAUUUCUGGAGGCAAAAGACAUACAAGAUGUUGCCAUUCGUGUCACCGUAUUGUUUACGAUGAACCAUAUAUAUUUCGUGUGCGAAGUGAACGCUCACUAUUACAUUCAUUUCCAUGCGAUACUUGUCUAAAAGAAGCUAUACGACGACAACAACCGCCUACAACAAAUAUUCAAUAUCAAAAAAGAUGUUCUCGUUUACCAUUAAGACCUGUUGAUUUAGAAUAUUCAAGUCGACCGAGAACUGCUCCAUCGCAACGAACAUCAAGUAGUAUAAAUUGGAAUAAUUUUAUGAAGAAAAAAAGUAAAUAUGCCAUUAAAACACCAUAUGCUCUUUGUGAUUUAACAAAAGAUGAACAAGAAUCCGAAAUUCGUCCACCAUUCGUCAACUAUGGUGGACAUUAUCAUGAUAAACAAUCUGGACAAAAACGAACAUUUAAUUCAUUAGCUAUACAUCAAAUCAAACAUGACGAAGUUGAUGAACAACGUUUCAUAAGUUUAUUUCGAGAACGACGUCUUCGUCAAGAAGCUGAAAAUUAUUUUCGUCAAAGAGAACAACGAAAAUUUCGUAAUUAUCGACCAUCACAAGAUUAA